AUGAACAGGAAAUUGCUUUUUCUUCUCCUAGCUAUAUGCACAGCCAUAGUCUUCACUGUAGUUUUGGUUUUCCAAACAAGAGGAGUGAAGAAGCCCAAGGUAUGUGUGUGGCAGGCCCAGGAGGGGAGCAGUCUGGGGACAGACCAUGAUGUCCACAUCCAGAUAUUUGAUGACUUAUGUCCAGAAGAGUUGGUCCAAGUGAAGAGGUACUUGCAAGUCAACUUGGGGGUGCCACUGGUAGAUCCUCCUCAGGCCAAGCCAUCUGACAAUUGCAUAUAUUCCAUCGUCCUUCAGCUUCCACCCAAAGCAGAGGUGCUGAAAUUCCUGGAUCAUCAAGGGACCAGGCCCACACGAGAAGCUCUGACUGUGGUCUAUUUUGGAAAUCAGGAGGAUCCAAAUGUCACAGAGUAUGUGGUGGGUCCUCUUCCAAAGCCAACAUACCAUCAAGACAUCACAGCACAGAAGUAUGGAGGGAGGUUGCCUUACUACCGAAGGUUUCCUUUGAGCAAUGAGUUGAAAGAAAUCCAUACUUUUUUGAAGAAUAAGGAAUACCCCAAAGCUCCAAAUUUUAUGCAGAAGGUAAUUGAUUACAAUGGAGCCAACCUGAUUUAUACCCAUGGAUUGCCACCAGGACUGAAGUCAGGGGACCGCAAAAUUUGGUUGUGUCAUUUUCAGAAUGUUUCUGGAUAUUUUGUGCAUCCGGUUGGAAUGGAAGUGCAGGUGGAUGUUAGCAGCUGGAAUAUUUCCCAGUGGAAGGUGCUGAAGGUGUUCUAUAAUGGACAAUACUUUGAGGACAUGGAAGAUAUUGAGAGACAGUUCAAUCAGGGGCAGGUUAAGGUGGCUAAAGUCAAAAAGGCUCCUCUUGAUGGUGGAUACUCAUCCCUGAAGCCGAGGGUGCCGCACAAGGGGCCAGGCCCAUUGCACUAUGAGCCUCGUGGCCCACGCUACAGCAUCAGGAAUAACCAAGUUGUCUUCAUGGGCUGGAGUUUUGCCUUUGGGAUGGAUGCUAACAGGGGACCACGUGUCUUUGACAUCCGGUUUAGGGGUAAGAGGAUAGUCUAUGAGUUAAGCUUGCAGGAUGCAAGUUCUAUCUAUGGAUCCAACAAUCCAGCAUCAAUGCUGACCAGAUACAUGGACUUAGGCUGGGCUCUUGGAAUUGAUAUCUUCACACUCACUCAGGGUGUGGAUUGUCCUUACUUGGCUACCUAUUUGGACAGGCACUAUUUCAUUGAUUCAUCCUUACCUGUCACCCGCAAAAAUUCUAUUUGCAUCUUUGAGCAGAAUUCUGAGUUGCCUAUACGACGCCAUUAUGAUAGUGCACAGACUCCUUUAUAUGGAGGGUUGGUUGACUCCGCCCUUGUCUUCAGGUCCAUAACUACAUCUGGUAACUAUGACUUUGUCUGGGAUUUUAUAUUUCAUCAAAAUGGGGCUGUUGGAGUCAAGGUACAUGCCAGUGGGUACAUUCUAUCUGCUUUUUACUUUGGUGAUGCCAGAGAAUUUGGCAACAGGGUUGAGGAGUGGACAUUAGGAACAAUUCACACCCACAACAUUCAGUACAAAGUGGAUAUGGACAUUGGUGGUAAGUGUCUGCCUCCUUUUUUAGUUUCAGAAAAUGCAGUGAUUUAUGUGUUUGAUUGGUGA
This is a messenger RNA of Hemicordylus capensis (graceful crag lizard), 1641 nucleotides long. RefSeq names its product membrane primary amine oxidase-like. Gene Ontology annotation, cellular component: plasma membrane. The transcript has a single exon. NCBI's taxonomy places the organism in Eukaryota, Metazoa, Chordata, Lepidosauria, Squamata, Cordylidae. Gene Ontology annotation, molecular function: primary methylamine oxidase activity; copper ion binding; quinone binding. The record is from RefSeq and is a predicted model, not a curated record. Gene Ontology annotation, biological process: amine metabolic process. The coding region runs from base 1 to 1641 and encodes 546 amino acids.